CCCACACUGACGGUAGGCAGCGAUGGCCUUGUCAGUCAUCGCGGGACGCCUGCUGAAAGGAGCAGGACACUCGCAGCCGCCACCAAGCACCCAUCAGAUACCUAGCCUGCAUCUUACACCACAUCAGACUGUUCUCUCGUUUCCGGUGGCUCCGCUUCGAGACGACGCCAGUCAGAUUUUGAACUCGCAAGGCAUGCUUGGUAGCCAUAUCGGUGAGCCCAGAGGACACUCAGUUGCCAAUUCCUGGGCAAACCCCCGGCCUCUGUCCGACAUUCGUGAAGUCACUGAAUCGAGCAUCGCCGACAGCCUGCCACGCAAUCUCCUGGCCAGUUCCCUUCCUCGCGGCACCUCCCGCGCGGACAUGUCACCCAAGCCAUCAGCCGCGUCAAAGCGGCGCCCAAGCAACGACACGCAACACGGUGAGAAUGUGGAGCCCAGCAGAAAGAACAGCGUCGAAAGCAAUGGCCUGCGAUGCCUUCAUCGAGGCAGAUGUUCGAGGUCCCCAUCACCACCAAACAUGGCAGACAACGAUGACAGCAAGAACAGCGUAUACAGCAUCCCUGCCGGCACCGUGCCACCACGCUCAUCAUCUAGAUCUCGUGCACACAGCGCUCCCAGGCCGCGCCAGCUACAGCAGGCACCACCCAUGAACAUGAUACCUGCUACGGUUACAAAGACGCCAAGCGCCGUACAGAACCGGCCCCCAUCACCACCCAAAACAAGAACAAAUGUCAUCCCCAACUGCGGUCAUUCACACUCUCCGAUUCGCCAUAUCGCUGCACGCUUUGACCCCAUUACCCAUGACACCAACAGACGUAUCCCCUCCAAGACAUUUGUCCGCGAGCCACUGUCCAAGGAGAUUUUAGAAUUCCCCUCGCAUCGCCACCCUCGAAUAGAGCUCGGCCUUGACUUAUCCGCCGGCAUAUUUGUCGGGGGUGGAUCCAUCGAAGGGACCGUGCAGAUCAACAUUGAUGACGCUGAGCGUAUACGCCACAAGAGAACUCUAGACAUAGCUCGGAUAUCCAUCGACCUCCUCGGUACCGAGGAAGUCAGCGGCAACAGACGAGCCGUGUUCCUCAAUCUAGGUACAGAGCUCAUCGAUGAGGAAAAUCCCCCGCCCCAGAACAUGGUAGACACACAGGUGCCAAUUAGUCCGGAAAAUCUAUUCUGGCAUCUCAUGCCUUCUAUGACCAAUCUUGCUUUCAACCUUAGUCUUCCGCUCAACGUCGGUCCGCCUCCAUUCUAUUCCAAGCACGCAAGGAUUCGCUAUGUGCUUUGCGUCUCCUUACUCAUCCGGGACCAAGGUAAGCAGUAUAUUGUGAGAACCUCUGAAGAUGUAACGGUACUGUCAGUGUAUGAUCCUGAAAAGGCACUCAUGUCGCUGCCCAGUCCAUUGACCGCAUCCGACGAGUGGAUCAGGCCGCGCGAGACAACGGUCGAGGUAGUCCGGGUCACUGCAGGCUUGCACCGACAAGUCUGGGUCAGUGGUACAAACCUCUACGUCGAUGUACAUAUCGCCAACAAUAGCCGCAAGACGGUCAGAAAAAUUGAACUUCAGCUGGAGAGAGACAUUCUUUGUUACAAACACGCUGCUGCGUCCACUAUGGAAAGGUCUGCGGGUCAGGCUCGCAUCUUCGACAGCAACGAGCGUUCGAUACUAAGUAAAGCAAUGGUGAAGCAUGGCUCUGCCGGCUGGCAUGGCGUACCUACCUGUCAAACUCAUCUCCGCACUUGCGACCUGGAAGUGCCCCGUGGGCACGCCACCGUCAAGUGCGGGAAAUACUUUGAAGUUCGAUAUUUCCUCAACGUGAUCGUCUGUAGUGCACAUACAAAGCUCGUUACUGUUCAACUGCCCAUUGUUCUUAUCCACAUGAACUCGCUCGAUGUAGUACCCAACUCUGUCGCCCAAGUCGCCCAGGCUAUCGAAGAAAAGCGUACAGCACGCCAUUCACCACGCCUCGGUCGCCGACCCUCCCAAUCAGUCCAAGGCCGCGCAUUUGCAGCACCACGUCUACAAUCACUGAAACGCAUGCGCGCCCAGGAAGAAGCCAUCCAAGAGCUGAGUCAAGCCCUGGAGCAAAGCCCUCGCAAGUACGGUCUCCGCCGCGCCAACUCAAACUUCGACUAUCACACCCCACCUUCGAAUCGUAAAGGCAGGAUUGUAGGAGAAGGCGAGGCAGCAGAUCUUCAAGAUCGUCUGCGCCGCGUUCGGUCUAAUGAAACGCUUGGCUCCAGGCCUCCUACCUUACAUAGAGUAAAUUCGGCCAUGUCAAGGCGAGGUGCAGCAUCAGCAGUUGGCUUCCGAGAAGCCGAAGUUCGCGAAGACAUGGAGCUUGGGGGCCUGGGUGCGUCUGGCGAUGGACCGCUACAAGAGAGGCUGGGACGACUCAGCGACCGCCAGUACCGGUUCAGCAAAAAGAGGAGUGUUGAAAAGUGGAAGGACGUGGCCAAUGUUGGCGUUGGGUGGCUGAAGGGCGGUAGUGUCAAAGACGAGAGAGACAAAGACGGAUGGGUGUGA
Molecule: messenger RNA, 2518 nt
Organism: Exserohilum turcica Et28A
Lineage: Eukaryota; Fungi; Ascomycota; Dothideomycetes; Pleosporales; Pleosporaceae
Exons: 6
Coding region: 23-2518 (831 amino acids)
Source: RefSeq, a predicted model, not a curated record